AUGGCGCACUUAGGCUAUCGCUGCGGCAAGCUUGGAAGCGAGUUGACUACUUUCGUGGAAUUUAUGACGGCUCCUGCUACUAAGAUUCUAGACAAAUGGUUCGAGUCGGAUGUUCUGAAGGCCACGCUGGCUACUGACGCCAUUAUCGGCGCAAAGGUUUCUCCUUCAACUCCUGGAUCAGCUUACAUUCUCUUCCACCACGUCAUGGGAGAAGUGAACGGUAUCAAGGGCGCUUGGGGGCAUGUAAAAGGCGGAAUGGGUGGGGUUUCCGUAGCUAUCGCGAAAGCUGCAACUGAAGCGGGCGCCGAGAUUCAUGUGAGCAGCCCUGUCAAGUCCAUUAGUGUGCAAGAUGGAAAAGCUCGAGGUGUUUGUCUAGAAAGUGGAGACGUGGUCGAAUCGGACUGUAUUCUAUCGAACGCGAGUCCUGCCACGACCAUGCUUGAUCUACUUGAUCCAAGAGACUUACCAGAGGAUGUUGUCACGCAUUUUAAGCGAAACUGGAACAGCAAGUCAGCUUCAACGAAGAUCAACAUUGAAGAUGCAUAUUUGGACGCCCAACGUGGAAUUUGUUCGAAAAGGCCUGUUAUCGAGAUGAAUAUCCCGACAUCAUUGGACCCAACGAUUGCUCCACCAGGAAAGCACAUCGCUCUAUUGUUCGUGCAGUACACGCCGUACGAACCAAAGGAUGGAAAGUGGAGUGAGCCAGGGAAAAAGGAGCGUUUCGCGAGCCAAGUUUUCUCGGUAAUCGACGAGUAUGCGCCAGGCUUCACGAAUUCGAUAAUCGACUAUGAGAUGCUCACGCCGCCAGAUCUUGAGCGAGUAUUCUCGCUUCCGAGAGGAAACAUUUUUCACGGAGCCAUGGGCUUGGACCAGCUCUUCUGGAUGAGACCGAUGCCUGGCAAUUCGAGCUACCGAUCCCCGAUCGACGGUUUGUACUUUUGCUCAGCAGGCACGCACCCUGGCGGCGGUGUUAUGGGAGCGUGCGGGCGUAAUGCAGCUAUGUAG
Messenger RNA from Phytophthora infestans T30-4, 1005 nucleotides. RefSeq names its product oxidoreductase, putative. The coding region runs from base 1 to 1005 and encodes 334 amino acids. NCBI's taxonomy places the organism in Eukaryota, Oomycota, Peronosporomycetes, Peronosporales, Peronosporaceae. The record is from RefSeq and is a predicted model, not a curated record. The transcript is spliced from 9 exons. Gene Ontology annotation, molecular function: oxidoreductase activity.